Prorocentrum cordatum is the source of this 1863-nucleotide messenger RNA. Lineage: Eukaryota; Dinophyceae; Prorocentrales; Prorocentraceae. The record is from the annotation of a GenBank genome assembly.
AGGAUUCUUGGGGGCCCUAUGCAACAACAAGGCAUGAAGCUGAUCCAGACCGUCAAGCGCCGCAUGGGCAACGAGGAGAGCAAGAGCAAGGCUCCGAAAGACUCCAAGGUUCGUUCAACAGAAGGUGGUGACGGCAAGAAAGUUGCAGGAGGGCUUCGUUCAGCGACCGACGCCGGCUCCUUCACGUCGCUCCCGAAGCUGCGAGAGCUGCGCGACGCCCCGGCCGUGGAGCGGGGCGAGCUCUUCCGCCGGAAGAUGGAGGCGUGCUGCGUGGUCUUCUCGGGCCGAGCGAACGAGCGCGAGAAGGAGGCCAAGCGCCAGACGCUGCUGGAGAUGGUCGAGUACGUUAACAGCACGCGCAACUGCUUCAACGAGUCCCUCAUGCAGAGUGUCGUCAGCAUGGUCGGCGCGAACAUCUUCCGGGCUUUGCAGACGCGGAGCAGGGACGUAUUGACCUUCUCGGAUCCCGAAGACGACGAGCCGUAUUUGGAGAAGACUUGGCCGCACCUGCAGAUAGUAUACGAACUGUUUUUGCGCUUCGUCGUGUCGAACGAUGUUGAUCCCAAGAUAGCUAAGAGGUUCGUGGACCAAAAUUUCAUGUUGAGGUUACUCGAGCUUUUCGACUCCGAGGACCCCCGCGAGCGCGACUACCUCAAAACGAUAUUGCACCGCAUCUACGGUAAGUUCAUGUCCUUGCGGUCGUUCAUCAGGCGCGCAAUCCAACACGUGUUCUUUAAAGUCAUAUACGAAUCCGAGAGCCACAGCGGUGUCGGCGAGCUGCUUGAGAUUCUUGGUAGUAUCAUUAAUGGGUUCGCGCUGCCACUGAAAGACGAGCACAAGGAAUUCUUGACCAAGGCUCUAACACCCCUGCAUAAGGUGAAGUCCCUGGGAUCUUUCAACCAGCAGCUUUCCUACUGCUUGGCGCAGUACGUGGAGAAGGAUCCGCGCCUCGCCUACGACAUCAUCACGGCCAUGCUACGCUUCUGGCCCCAGUCGAUCACGGCCAAGCAGGUUCUCUUCUUGAACCAACUGGAGGAGACGCUAGAGCUCACGCAGCCGUCCGAGUUUCACCGCAUGCAAGAGCCGCUGUUCCGCCGGGUGGCGCAGUGCAUCAGUUGUCCGCAUUUCCAGGUGGCUGAGCGUACCCUCUUCUUUUGGAACAACGACUACAUCGUGAAGCUGAUCAACCAGAAUCGCCACACCCUCUUCCCUAUAAUCAUCGGGGCUCUGUACGACAACUCAAAGCAUCACUGGAACAGCGCCGUUCACGGCCUCACCUUCAACGUGCUCAAGUUGCUGAUGGAGGCAGACAGUGAGCUUUUCGACCGGUGUUCUGCGCAGCACCGCCUUGACGAGGAUGCCAAGGAGAGCCGCGAGCAGGCGCGCCAGCAGAAGUGGAAUGUACUGCGGGACCUGUACAGAUCGAAGGCGGGUGGCCUCUGCCUGUGAGGGAGGACUCGCCCCUCCCAUGGGCCCCCACAGGCAAGUCCAGCGCAGCGCUGCACACAGUAUGCUGGCAGGAUUCCGCCCCAGCCAUGCGAGGGCGAGAGCCGGGGUGCGAGGCCCGCUCGUGCAGGCUCGCAAGCAGCGGCGUGCUGGUGAAAACCACCUGCUGAGCUCCGACGGGUUGCGGCCAGCAGCGUCGGACCGCCGUGGCCAAGACCUUGCGCAGCCCAGCACUGGCGCCCGCUGGCCCGUUGCCUGCCUCUGGGCGCUUCCCGCUGUGGCUGGCCGGAGGGGAGCCCGUCCCUCGUUUGGGGUCCGGGGCCCUCGAUCUCACCCUCUGCAGGGCAGGGGUGGACCUAAACGGUGUUUUGGCGAUUUCGUGGGCCGUUUUCGUUUCGAUUUCGUUUGGCGUUGAAG